CAACUUUGUUUUUAUUAAUUAGGGAUGGGUUAUGGGCCAGCUUGGACCUUCCUUAUUGGAUCUUCAGGAAAUAACGGACAGUACUUUAGAAGAAGCUUCUUUGUUUGUAACAGCAACUUUCAUUGGUUAUCUAUGUGGUGCAUUGAUAAGUGGUGGAAUAUUCGAACGAAUGAAUGCAUUUUUGAUCAUUUUAAUAAGCCUUUUACUAAUGGCAUCUACAACAGCUGCAAUACCUUUUUGUGUAAUGUAUGAAGUAAUGGUAUUAAUGCACGUUUUUAAAGGAAUAGGAGCUGGUUUAUUGGAUGCAGCUGGAAAUUCUGUGUUUAUUCUGAAGUUCCGAGAAGAUAAAUCUGCCCGAUCGUAUAUGCAAACUCUACAUUUCACUUUUGCAGUAGGUGGGAUUCUAUCACCAAUUACUACCGCCCCAUUUCUUCUUCCGACGCCAUUAUCUGAAAACAAUGUAACACAGUGGCCAUCAGCAACUAAAUCAUAUGAAUCAACGUUUUCCAAUGCUGGAAUGUCUGGUAUAUUUACAACAAACAGUAACGGACUAAAUUUUACUACUUCGACUGUUGGCGUUAAAAAUGCUAACCAUUACAAAUCAGAUAUUGGAGAAGGACGAGAGUCAAUUCUUUACCAAGCUUACCUGAUAUCAACAGGCUUGUGUCUGUUAGCAGCAAUUCCCUUUUUAUGUUUAUGUUGGCAAAGCAGAUCAGAAUCUCGUACGAAUAUCAAGAACUCGGAUGGAAAGCAAAAUAGACACAGAAAACUACCUCUACCAUUUAAAUUACUCAUACUCGUUUUAAUGAGUUUAUUUAUAGGAAUAGACAAUGGACUUGAAGACACGUAUUUUGGGUUUUUUACAGCUUUUACCGUCAAUCAGUUCCGAUGGACAAAGCAAACAGGCUCAUAUCUUGUCUCUGUUUACUGGGCGGCGUAUGCAUUUGGACGCUUUACUGCAAUUUUCAUUGUACCACAUUUUAAGCCAUCAACAUUGUUACGAAUUUAUAUCAAUAUCGUAUUGAUAGCUACAAUCGGAAUAUUUCUUUCUACAAUGUUUGAAUUUCCUGCUGGAAUUUGGAUAUUUUCACCAGCAGUGGGAUUUUCAAUAUCGGUGUUCUUUCCAUCGAUACUUCUAUGGACAGAAGAGGACUUUGUUCCUGUUACUGGGAAAGUAGCCUCUCUUCUAAUGUUUUCUGCUUCACUUGGAUCGAUGAUUAAUCCGAUAAUGAUAGGGUACUUAAUGGAUAACCUUUCUCCCGAAUGGUUUAUUUAUAUAACGUUGGGUCAAACUUUUGUCUUGCUUGUUUUAACUUGGACUGUAACAGUUGUGUCCAGACAAUCAAAUAAAUAUUCAUUUGAUAACGAAAUUCAAAAAAGCGUUGAAAUCAAAGAAAGAAGAAAAUAAUGGUUUCCUGACUUUAUUGGUGAAAAUCGACAAUUUUACAUGUGCUUUCAAAUAAAAGUGUUAGUUUUAA
This is a messenger RNA of Mytilus californianus (California mussel), 1478 nucleotides long. Its product is annotated as sodium-dependent glucose transporter 1-like. The coding region runs from base 32 to 1408 and encodes 458 amino acids. The record is from RefSeq and is a predicted model, not a curated record. The transcript has 2 exons. Gene Ontology annotation, biological process: transmembrane transport. NCBI's taxonomy places the organism in Eukaryota, Metazoa, Mollusca, Bivalvia, Mytilida, Mytilidae.